CAUAAGUGGGAUAGUAUAAUGCACUACUGGCUAUGCUGUUCUCACGUAUGGGCUCACGCUUGCUCGACAUGGUGAACGUCAAGGCAAGACGCCUGUGCAGGAAUAGUUAGGCGGUGGCAUGGCAGACACACUCCAUAUCUUAGAGCGUUGCUGUGUGCAUGUGUACCAGCGUGUGGAUGGCGACGCUCGCGCUGUCCACGCUGUUUGUGAGAAAGUCAAGGAGCUUGGCGGUAAAGCAGCUCCUCGCCUCAGCAAGGAAGUCACGCAUGUUAUAUUCCAGCGGAAACUAAAUUCAUCAUACCAAGAGCGGUUAUUGGAGGACGAGCUCCUGCGGGAAAUAUACAAGAAGGCCCAGAAGAAUGUCUUCGUGGUGUCGCCGCUGUGGCUGCAACACUCUCAAGACGCCGGCAAGCAGGCCAAGGAGGCACGGUACCUUGAGAGGCGUCCCCCUGAACCCCUCUUCAUUACGGCAAGCCCUGACAAGUCAGGCAACAAACGCAAGCGGAAAUCGUUUACCGUACGGCCGCGUGAAACCCUGGAGCUGGCCGAUAUCAACGAUGCGAUGUUCAGCAGCAGCCAGCAGAUCCGCGAGCUCACGGGGGCUGGCUGCUCCGGUGUCGGCAAGCCGGUGACGCAGCUAGUUGCCGGAGAGGAGGAAGAGGAGGAAGAAGAUGAGGAGCCGCAGCCCAAGCGGCAAGAAACCGCGGUAGGAGUAGCGGUGGGCCGCGUUGCGCAGAAGGAUGCCGCUGGAAGCAGCCGGUUGGGGGGGCCAGCUGCCAAGCAGCCGCUUGCUGCGAAAGGCGGCCUCCGGCAGAUGCCGCUUAACUUCGCGGUCAUACCUAAGAAGCCACUGCCACCCUCGCUAAUGCCGCCGCCGCAACAGCCCGUGCGCGGGGCCCCACCUGCGGCGCCGGGUGCCACCGCACCUGCUGCAGCGGCGAACGCAGGGGCCGCAGCAGCAGGGCCUGGCCCGGUCACAGCCGAGGCCGGAGCAGCCGCUGGGCCCUCUAGGUCUCUAUUCGCUGGCAGGAAACCUCCUCAAAUAGCAAGGUUACCAGAAGUGCAGCAGCCCGCACCUAACUACCCUAAGCAGGAGGACGGGCGUGGGGAAGCUGCAGUCCAACCGGCAGAUGCCCCUGAUCCGGGGCCUGCCACCCGAAGGCGCAGCGUGUUGGCCGAACCUCCCCCUGCCAGUGCCCGAAAGCGGCAGCCGCCGCCGCCGUCGCCAGCGCCGCAGGCUGGGCAGCAGCCGCAGGGGCAGGUGCCGUCAUCGGAUGAGGCGACGGGGCAAGCAGGCAGCACUCCGCAACCAACGGGGCAGGCAACACGCUACCCCGCGCUGUCCUGUCUCGCGGUCUCGGUGGGCGGUGCCAAAUCCUCGGGAGCAGGCCGGCCUCUCCAAGGUGAGGCAGAAGCCAACCAGGGCAACGCAUCUAACGAGCGUGGUGGCGAUGCGGCUACCGGAGCCGCGGCCGCACCCGCUCGACCGCCGAGCGCCACCAGAGGCGGGCGCAGUCGCCAGGCCUCCCCACUUCACAACGCACCCGCGCAAGCCGUGCCUACUCCUGGCAGCACCGAUCCUGCAGCAGGACCGCGGUCCCAAGCUGCAGCCGCAGCAGGCGCCGGGAAUAACAAGCCUGGCGGCGGCGCUUUGAGCGCGGCCGUGGCUGACGCCGUUGCGUUGGCUGCUGCCAUGACGCGUACGUCAGGACGUCGUGGCUCCCGCUCGUGCAUGGGCACGCCCGUGCUUGGGAAGGGCAAGACGCUCACGACGCCCACAGGGACGCCGCAGGGGCUAACGCCGGUCGCCCUGGUGGUGCCCAGGCUGAAGUCUCAGGGCAGCGCGAACCCCUCUCGCUCGGGGACAGCCACACCAGAGGCAGGGGCUGGGGCGGGCGGGCCGUCAGCAGCGGCACCGGCCGAAGCGCUAGCAGCUGCCAUGAAGGAGUGUGGAGCAGCGGAAGGGGCGCCGCUGGAGAGGGCUGGGAGCUUGGGCGAGGCCUCGCCCACGGCCAGGCGAAGGAAGCGGGAUUCCUCCCAGGGAAGCGCUGUGGUGGGAACCUCAGGCUCGCAGCUCCCAGAUCCCCCUGCGGAACAGGCAUUGCCUGUGGCUGUGAUGCCGGUCUCGGUGCGCCGUAGCACCCGUGCACGUGCGGGGCUGCCACCCACACCACCACCCGCUCCCAGCCUUUCCCCCUUGCCGCCUCUGCCACCGGCUGCGCCUGCAAGCGCGCGGGCGCCCCAGCCGGGCCAGGGGGCGUUGGAGCUAGGCAGCGCGUUGGGGUCGGCAGCGGAAUGGGAUGGAGGUUCUACGACGCCAGUCCUACUCGGGGCCAAGAAGACAGCUGCUCGCGCAUCAACCGCAGGUGUGGGGCGAGACGGCGAGGAGGAGCAACCCGAGGAGCAGGCAACUCCAUGUUUGCGCGGGAUGCAGCAGGACGGCAUGGAGGCGGCCGACGGCGGGAAGGAGACCCAGGGCAGGUGUGCGGGCAAUGCCACAGGCCGUAAGACGCAACGGAAGGGCCGAAAGGCCACGCCCUUACAGCUAUCGCCUGUGGAGGUUGCCCAUGGUGGCUUGGCUGGCAAUGGAGGGGCACAGUCGCUUGAUGCAGCAGCAGCAGCGGGGCAUGCGGCCGACAGCGAUGCGGGGGCAUGCGAAAGAACGACGGUCACUGGCGCCCUUCCUGCCGGUCAGACUCCAGGCUCCGUGCUGCGGAGGUCUACCCGCAUUGCCGCUUGCUCUCCCCUUGUGCUGGCCCCAAGCGGCACGUGCCCGACACCGGGGCCUGGAGCGGGUGCAAAGCAGAAAGACGUGGUAGCUGAGGCAGGCGGUGGACAAGCCCCGCAGGAAGAGCAGCAGCAGCAGCCGGAUCCUGGCCAAGUGUGGGAGGGCUUCAAGCCGCCCCUGCCCCCAGUUCAUCGAAUGUGCCCACUGCAGUCGCAACCACCGGCACCGCCACCAGCGUCGCGUUCACGGAAAAGACAGUGCCAUGAAGGAGCGGGAUCCGUUGAGACGGUGGAUCUCACGACGGAAGACGAGAAGGAGGAGGAGGAGGCCGCCAAGGGCCCGACGCCGCUUGGCAGGCGGAACCGGCGGCGUGGUCGGGAAGGAGCGAAUGCGGACAGGGCGGGUCCUCAGCAUCCCGAGGUGUUCGUGUUACCCUCGCCAGCGCUCUGCACGCGGUCACGCUCGCGCGCCGCCGCUACACCACCGCCUCUGCAAGCUGCGGAUGUCCCGGCCGUCAUUAGGCCUGCAUUACCUGUCCCAGACCCGCAAGCAGCACCAGCAGCGGUAACUGAGGUGCCGCAGACGUUGGCGUUGGCGCUUUCGCCACUGCAGGUGCCGGCUCGUAACCCGUCCCCAAGCAGUCACGCACGGCGACGGCGUGGCGAGCAGCACAGCGAGGCCAGGCAGCAGCAGCAGCUGCAGCCGUCUGAGCCGCAGACGGAGCAGCCAUCUUCAAUCGCUCUAACCGCCACGCAGCAGGCCCAUGCGGGAGUAACGCCGAUCACCGCUAGCAAGUACAUGACCCGCUCCCAGCGCAAGUGCUUGCCGGUUGAGGUGGAGGAGGGGCCCAGCUGUCCUAAAGUGGAAGACGCUGCCAUGGCCUUGACCGCGCCUAGCCCGCUGCAACGACCGGGCAGCGUUACCAGAUCCCGGCGGCGAGCUCUUGACACCGAGCUAUCGGCGGCAGCGCAUGGUGAUGCCACCAGCAGCAAGGAGCCCGGUACAGCAGCAGCUGCAGCUCAGCCGCCGGCGCCAGCCGCAGCUGCAGCAGCUCCAGCUCGGAUGGCCUCCGCCUUGCAAACCGUCGCUGAGGAGGGCGGGCCGGAGACUGGUGACGACGCGUGUGGAGGCGGAGCAGCGGAGCAGGCCCCGCCAAGGACGCGUCGCACACCGUCUGUGGCCAAGGGUGCGGCAACAGUGGCGGCUGCGGCGGCGGGUGCCACUCCCGCUGCUGGCCGUACGACAAGACGGACAGGCGGUGCCAGCGCUCAAAAGCCACCUGCUUCAGAGCAGCUGCCGGCUGUUGCCGAGUCCAGCGCCGCAUGUGCUGCAGGCCAGGUAGCACAAGAGCCUGUGGCAGCAGCAGCAACAACAACGGCAGUAAAGGAGGCGACAGCUGGGACAGUAGAGGCGGCGCAGGCGAUGGCGCCGCCGGCCGUGGCUGCGGCGACGGCUUUAGCUCCGCCGCGCCAGGUGCCUCGCCCGCAGCAGCCCAACAGGUUACGGCUGCAAAAGCGUGCGGCUGCUCUUCCGCCCCGGGCCGCCUCCUCCGAACUGGGCGCAUCCCAGGGCCUAUCCGUGGGCCAACCUGCUGCGUCUGCGCAGACUACCUCAGCCAUGGGGAUCAAACGCUGUAGCUCCAAGGCCGAUGCGCCUGCGGCCUCGCUUUUCUCCAACCUGAAGCGGAAAGCGACACAGGAUGCCCAGGCAGCUGCGCCGUCGACGGUUUCUGCUUCCCUGCUCGCCAGCCGUUCCGAGCCCAGCGCCCGGCAACCCAUUGCCGCCUCCGCUGGAGAGGUAGUGCAAGCGAGCGCAGAGGCGCAGGAGCCCCUAGCUCCUGCUGGCGGCGCCAAUACCGAACAGGAACGCAAGCAUGGGGAAGCGGGCGCACAAGCCAAGCCUUUCUCCAGCACUACAGGUGGUGCUGCAGCAGCAGUUCCUGCGUCCAAGCCUUCCGACGCUGCAAAGCCUAAGCCGGGGCAGCGGCCGCCGGCAGCGGCAGCGGCUUCCGGCGGCCCUGCCAAGGCUGCGGCUAAGCGGACCGAGAGUGCUGGUGGCAAAGCUAGCCGGGCUCAGGGCGUCAAGGCUCGCUCGCCAGCCAUGCCAAUGAGUGAAACAGCGCUCGGCGCGUCGGCGGGGCCCGCCACCACAGCGGCAACCUCCACAGCUACACGUGUUGAGGCGACCAGGACAGUGGAUGAGGCAGCAGCGGCGGGGGCGGCCACCAGCAGCGCGGCGGCUCCGGCUCGGGGAGGGGCGCUUGGUUCACGGGGUGGCGGUACCAAGGGGCAGCACGGCAGCAAGGGCGCCAAGCAUCUGAUGCACACGUGCCUGGACAACACCGCGAAGUCGGCUAUGCAAAAUGCUGUACGGCAGUUGGAAGGCGCCAGGCUGUGUUCCGCGGACCACAAGGGCCCCAUCACGCACCUGGUCCUGGGUUCCGCCGCGAAGCGGACCGUCAAGGUGCUGCUGGCCAUAGCCAACGGCGCGCUGUUCGUAACGCCCGCCUGGGUGACAGAGUCGCUGAAGGCGGGGCGCUGGCUGCCGGAAGACGAGUUCCCGGCUCAGGGUAACUUCGCGGAGACGGCCCGUGCGGUGCGGGCGUUGCUGCCGGCAUGGCAGCAGCAGCAACGACAACAGCAGCGGCAGCAGCAGGGCGCGGAGGGGAGCACGGCGGCCGCAGCGCCCCUCACGCCCAGCGGGCGGGUUGUUGCCAAGCCGCUUGCAGGCCGGCAGGUGUGCGUGCUCGGUACGCCCUUUGUCUUCGCCAAGAUGUCUGAAGCGGCCACACGCAAGGCAGAUCUGGAGCGGCUGCUCGUGGCGCUGGGUGGAGAGCUCGUCCCCGCCCGCUCGGCUACCCUGUUCGUGGCGUUGGGCGAUGCCACCCAAACUGCCGAGCGACGCAGCCACGCCGGCAACGCUGCCGCUCAAGUGGUCGAGGAGGAGUGGCUGUACCGACUAGCCGAGACGCACGUUUGGCAGGAUCCGCCAGUAUCAGCGCAGGCAGCGCCGCCCCAGUAAUGAGGGCGCCUGGUUGGACUUGCAUGUGAGCUGGUUGUGCCGUGUUUUGGUUGACAAUGACCAGGUGUGUUGGGAUUACGUUGACGUGUGCGUCGGUGGCGUCGUAUGCAUGGGGGUUUAGGGGGACCCAUGGUGACCUCAUCUGGGCCUAGGACUUGGGAACUAUCAAGAGCGUGGUUGGAUAGACGCUGUGUAAUUGUUGUGCGCUAACGCAGGGAGUGGUCGCGCCGUGCUUUCACGUUGACUAAGGCUUACGGUUAUGCAAAGGAGGUAGCAACAAACCUGAGCGUCGAGGGAG
This is a messenger RNA of Astrephomene gubernaculifera, 6047 nucleotides long. The record is from the annotation of a GenBank genome assembly. NCBI's taxonomy places the organism in Eukaryota, Viridiplantae, Chlorophyta, Chlorophyceae, Chlamydomonadales, Astrephomenaceae.